Saxophila tyrrhenica is the source of this 372-nucleotide messenger RNA. RefSeq lists its product as uncharacterized. Gene Ontology annotation, biological process: protein folding. The record is from RefSeq and is a predicted model, not a curated record. The coding region runs from base 1 to 372 and encodes 123 amino acids. NCBI's taxonomy places the organism in Eukaryota, Fungi, Ascomycota, Dothideomycetes, Mycosphaerellales, Extremaceae. Gene Ontology annotation, cellular component: prefoldin complex; cytoplasm. The transcript has 3 exons. Gene Ontology annotation, molecular function: protein folding chaperone.
AUGGCGAUACCGAACGACAAGCUGCAGGAUGUCUUGAAAGAGAUCGAGUCCAAAGCGCAAUUCUCAGCGCAACAGCUCCAGAUCGUCCGGGGGCAGAUAACAUCGAAACAACGAGAGAAACGGAUGCUGGAGCUGUCGCAGAAAGAGCUAUCUACGCUGCCAAAAGAAACGCCAGUGUAUGAUGGUGUUGGGAAGAUCAGCGACAGGUUCGAGCUCACAACUAUAGAGGACGUGAGAGACAAUCAAGGCAAGGAGGCAGUGGAUGUGGACAAGGAGAUGGAGAACCUGAACAAGAAGCUGCAUUAUCUGGACACAACGUACAAGAAUGCUACGCAGCAUCUCGAACAGAUCUUCAGCCGUGGGAGGGAGUGA